Molecule: messenger RNA, 696 nt
Organism: Ostrinia furnacalis (Asian corn borer)
Lineage: Eukaryota; Metazoa; Arthropoda; Insecta; Lepidoptera; Crambidae
Gene: Ufsp1
Product: UFM1 specific peptidase 1
Exons: 4
Coding region: 22-681 (219 amino acids)
Molecular function (GO): deUFMylase activity
Source: RefSeq, a predicted model, not a curated record
AAAAAAAAACAAAAUGUCAAGAUGACAACGUCAAAAUUGUUGAUAAACAUUCACGAAGGACUUGAAAUUCAGAAACAUUUGGGAAAAGUGUAUUUAGUAUCAGGAAACUAUGAAUAUUAUCAUUAUUUAUGCGAUGGUUUUGAUGACAGGGGUUGGGGCUGUGGAUACAGAACACUCCAAACAAUAUGCUCAUGGAUAAACUUUAACUAUAAAGAAAAUGGUGAAGUGCCGUCCAUUCACCAAAUUCAAGAAAUUCUGGUUGGGCUAGAGGAUAAGCCGAAGUCAUUUUUGAGAUCCAGACAGUGGAUUGGCAGUUUUGAAGUAUGUUUAGUAAUAGACAAGCUAUAUGACAUACCAUGCAAAAUAGUGCAUGUAAACAAAGGCGAAGAUUUAAAAACCAUAGUGAAUACUUUAGUGACCCACUUUGAACAAUUUGGCAGCCCGAUCAUGAUGGGCGGAGACAUUGAUUGCUCCUCCAAAGGCAUCAUGGGAAUAUAUGUCAAUCAACAAGGUGAUGCCAGUUUAUUGGUAGUGGAUCCUCACUAUGUGGGUAAAGAACAGUCAAAUCAGUUCUUACAAAGCAAAGGCUGGGUUAAAUGGCAGCCACUAAAAGAUUUUUUGAGUUCAUCCUUUUACAACCUAUGUUUACCUCAAGUAAAAUCUAAAAAUAAAAUUGAUUGAUUGUUAGGUAUAAUA